Molecule: messenger RNA, 907 nt
Organism: Oreochromis niloticus (Nile tilapia)
Lineage: Eukaryota; Metazoa; Chordata; Actinopteri; Cichliformes; Cichlidae
Product: G-protein coupled receptor family C group 6 member A-like
Exons: 4
Coding region: 11-907 (298 amino acids)
Biological process (GO): G protein-coupled receptor signaling pathway
Cellular component (GO): membrane
Molecular function (GO): G protein-coupled receptor activity
Source: RefSeq, a predicted model, not a curated record
GUUAUUUUUCAUGAGUGUAUUUCACUCCUCUUUUGGAGAAAAUAGUCUCCUGCAUGCCUACUAUCAUGGAGAUAUCAUCAUUGGAGGACUUUUCCCCAUUCACUUAAAAACCAAUAGGACUAACACUUCUGGACCUGUCUCCUGUAGUGACUAUGAUGUACAAAUGUUCCUCCGCAGUCAAGUGAUGAUAUACGCCAUCAGAGAAAUCAAGCUACCUAACAUCACCAUAGGAUACGACAUCUAUGACACCUGUGGCGAUGUCAGCCUCGCUGUGAGAGCGACUCUCGAGCUGCUGAAUAACCAGUCAAACCCACAAAGCUGUUUACUACCAUCAGAGGCCCAAAUGAAGGUGGUGAUCGGAGAAAGGUACUCGGAAGUAUCCAUAGCUGUAGCACGAAUUGUUGCUCUGUCAUCAGUUGCCCAGAUUAGUUAUGCAUCAACUAGUAAGUUUCUCAGCGACAGGUUCAAGUUUCCCACUUUUCUGCGAACAGUACCGAGCGAUAAAUAUCAGACAAGAGGUAUUGUUGAGCUGGUGAAGACAUUUCUUUGGCAAACAGUGAUUAUUGUGGGAAGUGAUGACGAGUAUGGAUUGUUUGGCAGUGAUAGCCUUGAAGACACCUUCAGCCAAGACACAAACAUCUGUGUUGAAUUUGUUCAAAUCUUGUCAGCUGAUUUUAUGACAAACAACUCCCGGACCCAAACUGAGCUGACUGAACUACUGGAAAAAAUCAAAAACUCCUCCGCUGAGGCCAUCAUCCUCUUCACAAAGGACACUAAUGCUGAAAUCAUCCUGGAAGCAGCUAUUAGACACAAAGUCAACAGAACAUGGAUUGCAAGUGAUGCAUGGUCCAGCUCUCCAAAGAUCUCUGCAAUGCCAGACAUCAAGCUGGCAGGAGAAAUUACCUGA